This is a messenger RNA of Aspergillus glaucus CBS 516.65, 2649 nucleotides long. RefSeq lists its product as uncharacterized. The transcript is spliced from 5 exons. Lineage: Eukaryota; Fungi; Ascomycota; Eurotiomycetes; Eurotiales; Aspergillaceae. Gene Ontology annotation, cellular component: mitochondrion. The record is from RefSeq and is a predicted model, not a curated record. Gene Ontology annotation, molecular function: electron transfer activity; flavin adenine dinucleotide binding. Bases 44 to 2275 code for a protein of 743 amino acids.
AGCCGGUCGAGCUUUUGACUUGAACAGCAAUCAUUCUUUCAAAAUGCCGUCGACUGAACUCACUACCAAGGUGACUUCUGGAUCGCCUUAUCAGCUUGACAAGAACCAGGUUACCAGAGCUUCGUCUGCACUUCUGCGACACAUUAAAUCGAAGCAAGAGGAAAAGGAAAAGAAUGCGACUAAGAAGACCCUGAUUGGAGACAACGACGAGGAUGAAGAAGACGCACCGCUUCACAACGAAGCCGUCUGGCUCGUUCUCACCACCAAGAAGCACGUCGUGGACAAGAAUCGUUUGAAGCCCGGAAAAAUCAGCAUUCCUCACUCCCUCAAUUCCUCGCCCUCUCUCAGCAUUUGCCUCAUUACCGCAGACCCGCAGCGCGCGGUCAAGAACAUCGUUACCGAUCCGUCCUUCCCUCAAGAUCUCACGUCCCGCAUCGACCGGGUGAUUGGCUUCUCGAAGUUGAAGACUAGAUACCAGAGCUUCGAGAGCCGGCGACAACUUCUCUCUGAGCACGAUGUCUUCUUGGCCGAUGACCGUAUCAUUAUGCGUUUGGUGAACACCCUUGGGAAGAUUUUCUACAAGUCCAGCAAGCGGCCCAUUCCGGUCCGCAUUGCGGAGAUCGAGAAGGUGGACGGCAAGAAGGUCAAGAAGGACCCGAAGCAGAAGAACAACAACACCUCAGAUGAGAAGUCUAGCGCCUUUGCGUCGCCAUUGAUCGUCGCCAAGGAGAUUGAGAAGACUUUGAGCUGUGCCCCCGUGCAGCUCGCCCCUGCUACCACAGCUUCUAUUCGCAUCGGAUCGUCCAAGUUCACCUCGGAGCAGCUGGCGCAAAAUGUCGAAGCCGUGGUCAAGGGUCUGACAGAAAAGUUCAUCACGAAGGGUUGGAGGAACAUCAAGGCUAUCCAUGUCAAGGGCGCAAGCACCAUGGCGAUGCCGAUCUGGCUUGCAAGUGAACUCUGGGUGGAUGAGAACGAUGUGUUGGAGAACAAUGCCGAAGAGACCAAGGCCAUCGAGGGUGGAAAGAAGCGCAAGUCGACAGGCGACAACGAGAAGCUGUUGGAGGACAGCAAGAAGUCCAAGAAGUCCAAGGCCACUGAAGACGAUGACGAGACUGCAUCGUUGACUGCACGGAAACAGAAGCUCCAGAAGCAGAAGGAGAAGGCUUUGGAGGAUGGAAAGGCGUCGAUCAGCCAGAAUACUGGAAACGCAACAAAAGCCAGCAAAAAGAAGCAAAAAAGCUCCGUUCUGCGGGCUGCCCGCUCACAAAUCUAUCCGUCCCGGGCCUGCAACCAACCCUCUCUCUCGGCGCUCGCUCGUCUCCUCUCCACCUUGGCCGUCCUUGAACAGCGGGAUGGAAAGCUCCAACAGUCCUCCCUCUCUGCCGUUGCGGCUGCGCAGAAGCUAGGAGGGUCGGUUACGGCUUUUGUUGCUGGAAAGGGUGUGAAGGGAAGUGCCGCGGCUGAGGCGGCGAAGAUCAAGGGCUUGGAGAAGGUUGUUGCUGUGGAUAAUGAGGCUUAUGAGAAGGGAUUGCCCGAGAACUACGCUCCUCUGCUCGUCGACAACAUCAAGUCCGGCGGCUUUUCCCACGUCCUCGCCGCUCACUCCGCCUUUGGGAAAAGUCUUCUGCCUCGUGUGGCUGCUCUGUUGGAUGUGCAGCAGAUCUCGGAUAUCACGAAGAUUGAGAGUGAAGACACUUUCGUCCGUCCUAUCUACGCCGGAAACGCUAUCCUGACCGUCCAGUCGACCGACUCCACCAAGGUCAUCACUGUUCGAGGCACUUCCUUCCAGGGCACCGAGACCGAAGGUGGCUCCGCUGAGAUUGUUGACGGCACUGACCCUAACGCCCCGGCCCUGACCGAAUGGGUUUCCGAGGAGCUCACCAAGUCCGAGCGCCCCGACCUGGGCACCGCAUCCCGCGUCGUCUCGGGUGGCCGUGGACUGAAGUCGAAGGAAGAGUUUGACCGUGUUAUCGUGCCAUUGGCCGACUCCCUGGGUGCUGCCAUUGGUGCUUCCCGUGCUGCUGUUGACAGUGGAUUCGCCGACAACAGUCUCCAGGUCGGUCAGACAGGAAAGAAUGUUGCACCGCAGUUGUAUCUCUGCGCUGGUGUUUCUGGUGCUAUUCAGCACCUUGCUGGUAUGAAGGACAGCAAGGUCAUUGCUGCUAUUAACAAGGACCCUGAUGCGCCUAUCUUCCAGGUGGCCGAUGUCGGCCUCGUCGGUGACCUCUUCGAGAAGGUCCCUGAGUUGACUGAGAAGCUGAAGAGCCAGGCAUAAGCUAUCAGUUUUAAGUAUAUUUAGUCUUAUGUAUCAUGAUUAUAUCAUUUUGUUUGGUUCUCUGCUUCCUACAAGGCUUUUCUUGGAUGCGGUAUUCUACGAAUGAUACCGCAUAUACCUCUCCUGAGAUUCCUACGACCUCAGCAACGCAUCAGAGCAAACCAUGGCAUUAUACAAGCAACGCAAUGGCCAUUGACUGAACUGGAAUAGUUGUACAGCAAUUUUCAUACUUCGUAUACUUAUCACCUGACCUCACGCGGGGUCUUAAUCCAAAUUGGGAAUAGCGCGUAUCCUAUCGCGGCGCGUCUCAACGCGUCGCAUUAUCGGAUCUCAUGGGCCAUCGAAUUCAAUUGCAAUAGCAACAAUCAAUCUUC